AUGCCAACCAAAAAGGGUGACUCAAAAUCUGCCGCUAAGAAAGGAGGAAAACCAGAGCCAGAGAAAAGUAAGGGAAAAGCAGAGGAGGAGAAGAAGGGAAAGGAUGACAAAAAGGGUGGAAAAGAUGACAAAAAGACAGGAAAAGAUGACAAAAAGGAUGAAAAGAAAGGAAAGGAUGAUAAGAAAGGUGGAAAGAAGGGAAAAGAGGAGCCCUCUAAGAGUAAAGGAAAGGAUGAUGGGAAAAAAGGAAAAGACAAAGGCAAGGGCAAGAAAGCAUUGAGUGAAUCAGAGGAAGGAUCAGAUGGAGAGCCUAUGAAGAGUGAGGAAGAUGAGGAUGAAGACUUGAGUGAAGAGGAGGAGGAUGAAGAUGAAUCAGAUGGAGACAGACGUAGACGUGGCCGUGGCCGUGGGAAAGAUGUUGCCAAAGGCAAAGCAGCCAAGGGAAAGUCUAAAUCAAGACGUGGUGAUUCAGAUGAGGAUGAUGAGGAGGAAGAGGAUGAAGAGGAGGAGGACGAAGAAGAUUUGAGUGAUGAGGAGGAUGAUGGGAGAAGUAAAAAAAAAUCCAAAGAUGCUCGUCACAAAUCAAAAUCCAGACCUGAAGAGGAUGGAAAGAAAAAGAGAGCAAAACAUGAGCCUCCUCCUGAGCCUCCAAAAGAAGAGAAAAAGAAGAGAGGCCUAAAGAACACAUCUAGACUGUUCAUGCGCUUUUCUGGGUUUAGAAGGAGAAGAAAUUCCAAGAAGCGACUGAAGAGUACCUCCCGGUUAUUCCUUGGCCUCGGCAAAAGAAAGCACCGCCUUGCCAAAAAGAAGAGGAGAAAAUCGGUCCUGAAGCACACUUCCAGGUUUAUGAUGCGUUUCAAAGCCAGUAAGAAAAAGAAGAAAGAUAAGGACGCAAACAAAGAUGGUGAACCAAAAAAGAAGGCGUCAUACAUGCUCAUUAGACUGGGUGGCAACUCCAAACCAGAAAAGAAAACAGGGUUCUUCAAAGGCCUCUUCAGUAGGAAAAACGGAGCUGGGUCUGAUUUCAAAAACCAAUCUGUGUUGCUGGGAAAGAUAGCUGCUGCAACCAACUGGCUCACUAAAAGGUUCAUCUCACGAAAGGGGCGGCAGAGUUCACUUGGCAGAGACUAUGAUCCUUGGUCACGAUCAGGCAGCAAAAGACAAACAUUUCCCGGUGGUCACCGACAAGCCAGCAUAAGAGGACCUCAUGGAUAUCACAACUAUGGCUAUGAACAUGAUGAUGGUGUAUAUGACCAUUACAAUCAGGGCAGAGCAGAAAGAGGAGCAUUCAGGAGACAGUCAAUGCAGAGGGGCCAUAACAGAUAUGAUGAACGAUACGCAGGUAUGGAAGGACAUUCAAGAAGGUCAGUGCAGCCUUAUGAUCAUUAUGAAGGAAUGGCUGACUAUUACGACACGCCUUCCCAGGAUCAGGGGUAUUAUGAGCUGGAAGAUGGAUACUAUGAUGUGCAGAUGGGAUUCCCAAAUGGAGUCGAGUAUUAUGAUGAUGGCACAGAAUACCAUAAUCCAUAUCCUGACCAGGAGGCAGGCUACUACCCAGAGGACAUGGGCUAUUAUAGUCAACAACAGCAGCAACCAGGGGAUAUGUACUACGGUGAUGAAAUGGAGUACUAUGAUGAUGGGCAGUAUUUCAUGGAAAAUGAGUAUUCCAUGUAUGGAAAUGAAAUGGAAUUUUAUGAUCAAGAUCAGCUUAUGUACUUUGAUGAUCAGCAAGGCAUCUAUGACGACCCUUAUGGAGCAGUCAUUCCAGGAGACUCAAAUAUGGAUCCAUACGGUCCUUAUGAGGAUCCAUAUUUCCAGGACUACCAAAUGAACUAUAGUGAAGCAGGUGUUUCGCCAUACCUUGAGUCUUCCUAUGACAUGUACCAGCCAUAUGGCCAUGCCAUGCAUGAUAUUUUGGAAGGUGAGGAAGUGGAUGGAAUUUAUGACGAUCAGUUUGGGCAUUUCCCCAUGGAGCCAGCGGUCAUUGCAGGUGAUAUGGAAUUCAGGGUUCCAAGGCCUCAGGUCAAGCUUUUUGGAAAAGAGAGGAUUGAUGUUGAGCUUCCACCACCUCCUCCUCAAACUGAUUUAGAAGAGAUGUCAGAGAUUCAAUAUGAGAAUCAGCUCUAUGACACUGGAGUACUUGGGGACCAUGCAUUUCCUCCUCAGGCUAUGCACCAACAAGAAAUGCUUCCUCCUGUGAUGCCUCAGAUUCCUACACCAACAGCUAUGCUCAUCAAGAAUGCUAACAUGUCCCAAGGGUUUGGCAGUCCAGGUAUGGGACUGUCUCCACACAUGUCGCCCAUGGUACAGAUGGGUGGACUUCCUUCUGCACACCUGCACCCUUCCCCUACACCUAGCAGGAGAUCGAUGGGAAUUAUGGGCUCCGCCGUCCAGAGGCCUCUGUCCCCUGUGGGAGCACCAGGAGGUUUUGGUGAGCCUCUGAUGAAUGUCAGGCAAUCUCCUUUGCCAAUGAGGAGGCCAAGUCCCCAUACAUCCCCUCCACUCUCUAUACGGCCUACGGGUAUGUCCCCUUUGAGAAGAAGCCCUUCCCCACAACCCUCCAUACGUGGUUUUGGAGGCAUGGAAGCACCACCAUCACCAGGGAUGCCAAGAGGGACUAUGCCCCUGAAUAGGUUCGCACAGCGAUCUCCCUCCCCACAAGGGCACAGAAAUUUCAGUCCCCCAACCUCUCCCACCCUGUCAAGACAUAUGCAGCCCCAGGCUUCUGUUAGGCAGGCCCCGCAGCCCAUGAGCAGUCAAAUGCCCUCUUAUCCUCCCUCCAUGCACAAUAGUCCCCCACCUUCCCCUCGUGGCUCCUUUCGCAGACGAAGUCCUUCACAAUCGCCCCGUGCCUCAGUGAGACAACGAAGCCCUCGAACAUCGCCACCACCUAUGGUUCAUCGGCCUUUUGGAGCCAGGAAGCUCCAUGGCUCACCAUCUCCUCCACCCUCCCCAAAGAUGAAUAUGCGCCCCAUGGGGAGCAUUCGGCAAAGAGAACCAGAUAGGCCUCAGUCCCCAUUUGCUUCUGAGAGAGCAUCACCUAGCCCCUCACGAAGAAGUUUUGCAGUAGGACCAGAAUCACAGAGACCACUCUCUCCAGAGGGUCGAAGAUCCCCUUCACCCACCUUGUCGCGUAGAUCUACUCGCCUUAUGAGAGACCCACCCCCACUGGGGUCACCUGGAGGUCAGAUGCGGGGAAUGGGGAGGCCCAACAUUCCAAUGGGAGCAGUAAAACCUUACCCUGGCCGGAUGGGUCGCUCAGGAGCACCAACCCAAAAUGUGCCCCCAUUUAGAGCUUCCAUACGUAGCAACAGGUCAGUCGUAACCCAAGACCCUAGAGCUUCUCCUCAGCUCUCAAGACAGCACCCUGGGAUGAGGAUGGGGGAACAGAGCCGUAUUUUCCCUCCAGGCACUCCUGGGCCCAUGCGAAACCCGCAGAGACCUGUUGGUCGUGGCCGCCCAUUAAUGGCCCGUCAGUCCUUGAGAAGAGGCCCUGGAAUGGUGCCACAUUCUCCUCAGCCAUCUUUAAAAAGAGUGGGGCCCCCAUCUCCGCAACCCUCCAUUAGGCAUCUGUCCAGACCGACCUCUCCGCACCCACCCAUUAAACAUGGCUCACCUCUGCCAAUGCGGGCUGCAUCCCCUCACGCCCCUCCCUCCCCUUUGCUCUCUGGUAGCCUACAGAAUCCUCAGCUGCAAGCUGCUUUUGGUGGUGCACAGCAAGUCCCUACAGAGUUUUACCAAGCAAUGGAUCACCCUGUUUCCCCUGUGCUCACAAGUGCCCUUCAAAACCCAAAUAUUCGUAAUGCAUCAUAUGCAUCUCCUCUACAGCAACCCAUGUCACCAUAUGCUCCUGAAGUGCUUGAGCAGGCCACAGGACAUCCAUCUUCACCUUUGUUAGCACAUGCUUUGAAAAACCAAAGCAUUCAAAAUGCAUCUUUCACCUCACCUUUGCAAAGACCGUCAUCGCCUCGUGCCAUUGAAAUGGUCGAACCCGAACAAUAUCCAGAACAGAUAGCAUCUCCUCUUUUAUCAAAUGCUUUGCAAAACCCUCAGCUCCGUGCAGCUUCUUAUACUUCACCAUUACAGAGACCUGGUGUCCCCUAUGCCGCUGAAGUGCAGAUGGAUCCCACCUCCCCACUCAUAUCAAAUGCUUUACAGAAUCCGGACCUUCAGGGUGCAUCAUACAUCACCCCCUUAGGACCCACAUCACAAUAUGGUCCUGAAGUAGAGGCUUUUGAACAGAUUCCAGCACAGCCAUCCUCUCCAAUGCUGUCUCGUGCUGUUCAGAAUCCUCAUCUACGUAAUGCCUCAUACCAGUCACCCUUACAGGGACUGCGUUCACCUUAUUCACCUGUAGUGACACAGUAUGAUUAUAUAGAAGAACCAGGCCCUGGACCCCUCCUUAAAGAUGCUCUUCAAAAUCCCAAUGUCCGAAAUGCUUCCUACCGGACUCAUUUACGACGCAGGGGUUCAAGGUAUGCCCCUGCUUAUGGCCUGCGGGGAUCUCCAGUUCUCUCCCAUGCCUUACAAAACCAAAACAUUCGUAAUGCAUCCUAUCGAUCACCACUGCACAGAAGCCCUUCCCCUUAUGCUCCUACAAUGACUGCAUAUGGGCAAGAUCCCAGAAAAUCGCCAAUACUUUCAGAUGCUCUACACAACCCUCAGCUCCUCAAUGCUACUUACCAGUUGCCAGAUGGGACGAUAGUGCACGGGAAUCAGAUAGUUGAUCCAUCUACUUCACCAAUGCUUGCCAACGCACUGCAGAAUAAACAAGUUCGAGGAGCAUCAUAUAGACUUCCUGAUGGUACCAUCAUAAAUGCAGGCUCUAGACAGCAACAAUCCAUGUCUCCUCAUCUCUCCAGAGCAUUACAGAAUGAAAAUAUCAGAAAUGCCACCUACAGACUGCCAGAUGGAACCAUAAUCAGCGGUGACCCUAGACAACAGCAGCCAUCAUCGCCAAACCUGUCCCGUGCCCUGCAGAAUCCAAAUCUCAGGAAUGCCUCUUAUAGACUCCCAGAUGGGACUAUUAUUAUGGAAGAUCCACAGCAACAAAAGCCAAUGUCUCCAAACUUGUCCCGAGCCCUUCAGAACCAGAACAUCCGAAAUGCGUCUUAUAGGUUACCCGAUGGCACAAUUAUAACGGCUGAACAACUGCAACCAACAUCUCCAGAUCUGUCCAGAGCGCUGCAAAACCCCAAUCUACGAAAUGCUUCCUACCGGCUGCCGGAUGGCACAAUCCUAAUGACAGACUACAAUCAGUCCAAGUCCACUUCCCCAAAUUUGUCUGAUGCACUUCGGAACCCACAAAUGAGAAACGCAAGUUAUCAGCUGCCUGAUGGAUCUAUUAUAAAUUUGCAGAAUGAUACAUACCAGGGUACUUCUCCCAAUUUAAUGAGUGCCCUUCAAAAUGAAAAUCUUCGCAAUGCUACAUACAGGCUACCUGAUGGAUCUAUUAUAAGCGCUGACCCAAGAAGCAAACCACCCUCCCCAGAUCUGUCCCAUGCCCUCCAGAAUGAAAGCCUAAGGAAUGCCUCCUACAGGCUUCCUGAUGGAUCAGUCAUAUCACCAUACGCGAAGUAUAAACCAACAAAUCCAAAACUUGCAGACGCAUUGCUAAACAAGAACCUUCGUGAUGCAACAUACAGACUGCCAGAUGGCUCUGUCUUGUUAGCAGAUUUUAGGAAACAAAAACAAACCAAUCCAAGUCUCUCCGAUGCCCUCCUGAAUCAAAAUCUCCGCAGUGCUACUUAUCGGUUGCCAGACGGGUCAGUCCUUACCAGAAACUUCAGGACAACACCUUACCUGAGCGAGGCUUUGCAAAACCCUCACUUGAAGAGAGCUUCAUACCAGCUUCCAACAGGGCUGUCCACCUGGACAACUGAAGCAGGGCAAGUUGUCGUGGGACCUGACGGCACGUACGCAAUCAUAUCACCACAGCGACACGGCCCAGAGCAGCACUGGGCCCAAAAUGCAUGGGAGGGUCCUAGUGCAGAGGAAGUUUGGGCUUCUGAGAAGGUUCUACCCCAUGGAACGGUGCAGAACCUCACUAAGUGGUCCAUGUACCGAGAUGAGAACAUGAUGGACCAUAUUACUCCUCCACCCCCCGGGAUGGGGCAGUCAGAAGCACAGUGGGCACCAGACCGGGAAGGAGAGCCAGUUGGCCAGUGGUAUGACAAGAUGUACUCCAUCAGGAGUCUACCAACUAUGAGCUACAGAGAGAAGAGAGAAGCUGAUGGAAUUGAAGACAUGACGGAGAUGGAAGAGCUGACUGAGGGUACAGUGCUGAUGAACCUGAAAACUCGCUUUGAGAGGGAGCUUAUCUAUACAUACAUUGGCAGUAUCCUGGUGUCGGUUAACCCAUAUAAGCUCUUCAACAUUUAUGGCACAGAUACAGUUCUACAGUAUGAGGGCCAUGGCUUAGGGGAGAACCCACCUCAUCUCUUUGCGAUUGCAAAUGUCGCCUACAUGACUAUGAUGGAUGCCAAACAAAACCAGUGUAUCAUUAUCAGUGGGGAGAGUGGGUCUGGGAAGACAGAGUCCACCAAACUUGUUCUGAGAUACCUAACUGCCAUUCAUCAUAAGAGGAAUAUAACACAACAGAUUGAGAUUCUAGAGGCAACUCCACUGUUGGAGUCUUUUGGGAAUGCCAAAACAGUCAGGAAUGAUAACUCGAGUCGCUUUGGGAAAUUUGUGGAGAUCUUUCUGGAAGAGGGAGUGAUCAGUGGUGCCAUAACCUCACAGUAUCUACUGGAAAAGUCCAGGAUCGUUUUUCAGGCCAAAGAUGAAAGGAAUUAUCACAUUUUUUAUGAGUUGUUGGCUGGUCUACCAACUCACCAGAGAAGGGCCUUUUACCUCCAGGAGGCUGAAACUUACUUUUACCUAAAUCAGGGUGGUAACUGUGAGAUCGUGGGAAAGGAUGAUUGUGAGGACUUUAGGCGGUUACAGAGUGCCAUGGAGAUCCUGAAAUUCAGUCCUGAAGACCAGAGCAGCAUCUUCAGAGUUCUGGCAUCUAUACUUCACCUGGGAAAUGUCUUCUUCCAAAGACUAGAGACGGAGGUCCAGGAGACGGCUGGAGUAGUGAGUGCUCAGGAGAUCCGUGUGGUGGCGGAGCUCCUUCAGAUCUCCCCUGAGGGCCUGCAGAGAGCCAUCACCUACAAAGUUACAGAGGCGAUGAGAGAGAAGAUCUACACUCCUCUAACAGUAGAGAGUGCUGUGGAUGCCAGAGAUGCAGUUGCCAAGAUCCUCUAUUCCUUGCUCUUUCACUGGUUAACAGAGCGGAUCAAUGGGCGCGUCUAUCCCAGAAAUGAAGCUCUGUCCAUAUCCAUAUUGGAUAUAUAUGGGUUUGAAGAGUUGAAAACUGAGCAGGAGGAGUACAUACGAGAACAAAUCAACUGGAGAGAGUUGACUUUCGGUGACAAUCAGGCGUGUAUCGACCUUAUCGCUGCUAAGCCUCAUGGGAUACUCCGUAUCCUCGACGACCAGUGCGGCUUCCCACAGGCCACUGACCACACCUUCCUUCAGAAGUGCCACUAUCACCAUGGCAACAACCCUCUCUACUCCAGGCCAAAGAUGCCUCUUCCAGAGUUUAGUGUGAAGCACUAUGCUGGGAGAGUGACCUACCAGGUCCAUAAAUUCCUGGAUAAGAAUUAUGAUCAGGUUCGACAGGAAGUAUUAGACCUGUUUAUGCAGAGCCAGAACAGGAUGGUAGCGAAUCUCUUUCUGAAGCAUGCUGAAAUGCUGAGUCAGCAGAAAGGGGCCUCGAGGAACAGCUCAGUAACACGCCGUUAUCAGGCCUCCACUGUCGCCGCCAAGUUCCAGCACUCACUGCAGGAGCUUCUGGACAAGAUGGAACAGUGUAACCCAUUUUUUGUACGCUGCAUUAAGCCAAAUAACAAUAAGGACCCCGGUGUGUUUGAUCCAGAGUUGGUUGCUACUCAGCUGCGAUAUGCUGGAAUUAUAGACACCAUACAGAUCAGGAAGGAAGGUUAUCCAAUCAGAGUGCUCUUCCACGUUUUUUUAAACAGGUACAAAGCUCUGUUGGGACUGAAAAAACCUCCACCUCCAGAUGGAGACAACUGUGUCAAUAUGCUAAUAAAACUCUGCCCAAUCAAAAAAGGAGAUUAUCAAGUGGGUGUGUCCAAGCUCUUCCUCAAGGAGCAUGUGUAUCAGCUGUUGGAGAGCAAGCGUGAUCGAAUGACGCACGUGGCAGCCAUGACGCUACAACGCUACGUCCGCAUGUGGUUCGUUCGCAAAAACUUCCUCAAGUUCCGCAUGGACAUGAUGUGUCUCCAGGCCCACUGCCGAGGGUUUCUCACCAGGCGCCGUUUUGCACAAAGGCGUGUGAAUCUGAUCAAGUUCCGCUCUCUCGUCUGGCUGUGCGUCAGCUGCCAGAGAUAUGUAAAGGAUCAUUUUCUUCUGGCCAGGAGAGCAGAGGAGGAGAGGAUGAGGAUAGAAAUGGAGCGUGCCAGUAGAGAGGUGGUGAAUGUGUCUCAGUUGGUCAUCCCUGCUGAACUGGGUGGAUUGUUGCAGGCUACAGCAGCGGGUAGGCAGCUUCACUCAGAAUGCCUGGCUUUGGUUCAGGCUCCCACAGUCCAGGUGGAGCCUCAGCUCACUCUGCCUCUAGAUAUUAACAACUACAUGAUGACCAAAUACAUCCGCUCCAACUUUAGAGAACUGCAGUUCGGGAUGUUGACAGCACCUUUGGAAUCUUCUCUAACUCGUCUGGAGGAUGAUCUGAAGCAAGAUGCUCUUGAUAUUUUUAUACUGAUUUUGCGUUUUAUGGGAGAUCCGAACCUAAAUGGGGCUCAAGAGAACCUGUUUGGAAAUUACAUCAUUCAAAGGGGCCUUGCCACUCCACCAAUCAGGGAUGAAAUCCUAGCUCAGAUAGCCAAUCAGGUGUGGCGGAAUGAAAACCAAGGCAACGCAGAGCGAGGCUGGCUGCUCAUGGCAGCCUGUCUCAGUUCAUUUGCUCCAACUAAGAGGAUGGAUAAAUACUUACUGAAGUUUGUGUCAGACUAUGCUUUGAAUGAUUUUAAAGCAUUGUGUCAGCACAAGCUACUGCAGGCGAUGCAGAAGUCUCAUCUGGGCCCUGAGGCAGCGCGGACAUACCCCCCUUCCCUGCUCGAGUGGACAGCCAGUCGCAAGAAAGCCCACAUGGUGCUACAAGUGUACUGCUUCGAUGGAGUGUCUUUCCUAUGCCCUCUUCACUCCUGGACCAGUGGGGAGGACCUGGCAGGAGACAUCCUACAGCACAGGGGAGUGGCAGAGAACUGGCAUGGUUGGUCAGUGCUGUUGAAACAGCCGGCCCAGUGGGUGGAGCUUGAGGGCCAUGACUACGUAUUGGACCUAGUGUGUGAUUUGGAGCUUCCAGCAGACUUCCCCAAACAGAAAACGCACUUCAUCAUUUCAUCUGAAGACCCUAACAGAACACGGCCCAAUGCAAGCAUAAGUCUGUUCGGCAGUGGAUUUGAUGAUGAAGAUGAUGCUCCACUUUCACACGCCAACAGAGUCAGUGCCAUGGCAACCAGCAUGGACUCUGAGCCAUCCAGCGAUGGUGCACAGAAAGGGAUGGACAAGUACCUGGACAGCCUGUUUGACCCUGUACUGUCAGACGGAACUGGGGAUCUUGAAGCAUCAGCUCUCUCAGGGAGGUUAAAAGGUGGAGGAGGGGUCGGUGGUGGCCAUGGAGACGGAGUUCAUCCCAGCCCCAGUGUUCCUUAUUCAGCAGCCCUUCAGCCUGGAGCGGUCAGGGUGCUGCCCACUAUGCCAGUUGUACCAAGCGUACCGCCCACGUCAGCCAUGCCACCUGCGCCAGACCCGCAACAAACUGCCCUGGCUCAGCAACAGCAAGCCAUAAUCAACCAACAAGCCAUCAUUAUGGCCCAGCAAAUGACCAUGCAGGCUAUGGCCAUUGUGUCCAGUCCUCCCCUUUCUCCUCCCACCAGCCCCCCUCCCACCCCGUAUCCAGGUUUCAUCCCCCCCAGUCCUUACCCAGCCAUUCCCCCCAGCCCAUACUCCAACAUGGCCCAGAGUCCUUACACCCAUCCGGGCAACUCUUCUUACUCCAGCCCCCCUGUCAGCCCCUACCAGACCAUGGUCUCCACCACCCCCCACAGCACUCCAACCAUCACCGAGGGGCAGCGUGGGCCUCCAAAAAAAAUGCAGACAACCAAGACACAGGCUCUAAACUCAGCAGAACAGGGUAAGCCUGGUAAAGGCAGCUUGGGUAGGAAAAAAGCUCCAGCCCCACCUAUAACCACUGACAACAAACCUGCCAAGAAAUUUGCCCCAGUCCCAGCAGCAUCAGGGCCCAUGCGUUCUGCUCUAUCUAAUGAAGUGGAGAUUGUUAAGUAUUCAGUCUCAAAUUCAGAGCACAUCAUACCCAGCCACAACAUCAAAGACAUCAUCAGACAAUACCAAACGCCUGCUCCUGAACCAGUGCCUGAGAUCAGACACAGGAGAGACGGUAAACCUUUUGUGAAGAAGAUGAAUCCACAUGAAGAAGCCAUGCAGAUCCUUAAAACACAGAUGGAAAAUCCACCACCUCCACAAGUACUGAGACCUCCUGCUCCAGUGGCUGUGUCUAAAGAGCCUGUGCUGAAACCAACCAAGAGCAGCAAGAAGAGAGCACCAGCACCUCCUCUUAACUUACCACCACCUCCACCAGUGUCCAGAGAUUUGCCAGUGGAAUCGGAGACUAUCCAAACCCAGCUCCACAGAAGCGGUACUGAGGAGCACUACACCUACACCAACGUGCCCUGGAAAAUCUACUUAAGGAAGGAGGUAUUUUAUCCCAAAGACAGUUUUAACCACCCUGUAGUACUGGACCUCAUAUUCAAACAGAUUGUGAAUGACACAUUUUCAGAGGCUUGUGUGAGAAUAACCAAAGAAGAGAGGUUGAAGAUGAAGACUUUGUUUGUGGAACACAGGAUUGAGCAGAACUCGGACUUUCAAGAUGAAAAUCUGAAGAAGACGGUGGUGUCCAUUGCUAGGGAGUCAUGGGAGAUUUACUUCUCCCGCCUCUUCCCUGCCUCAGGGAGUGUUGGUACUGGAGUGCAGGUCUUGGCUGUGUCUCACACUGGCAUUAAACUGUUAAAGACAGUGAAGAGUAGUGCUUCAGCUCCAGACUACUUCAGAGUCCUGAGACCAUACAGUUACACAGAUAUCCUGUUUGUGACCAUUCCGUCUCAGAACAUGCUGGAGGUCAAUCUGAUGAAUGAGAAACUGAUCCUGUUCUCAGCCAAAGCUGCUCAGAUUAAACACAUGAUCGACCUCUUUAUCUCACACCUGAAGAAGGACUCAGAGUAUGUAGUAGCAGAGAGGAAUUUCAUCACUGCUGACAGGGCUAUGCUCAGUUUCCAUAAAGGUGACAUCAUCCGUCUGCAGGUUAUGGAUGGACUAGCUGAGGGUCAUAGUUACGGCUGUGUGGUGAAGAAAAAGGUCAUUUAUUUGGAGGAACUGAAGAGAGACACACCUGACUUUGGCUGGAAGUUCGGAGCGUUGUUUGGCAGGAGUGGGGCAUUCCCGACUGAAUGUGUGGUUCCAGUGGCAGCUCCGGAUUUCCUGAACCUGCCCGUGGAGCGCAGGGAGGAGCCGAGGGACAGGCCGGGACAGGUGGCAGCGUCAGGAGCCGUGGCCCUGGUCGUGGCCUCCAGCGUGGCCGCUCACGAGCUGGACCCAACACUGGAGGUGGGCUCUGAGGGAUUUGGGAAUUUCGGUAAUCCAGAAAUGGAGGACAGCAUUCUUCUGGACAGCCAGUACAACUUGGUGGAGUUUGCCAAGAAGUACUUCAGGCAGUCUAAUGGAAGCAAGAGUGACUCAUUUAGAGAGAAGUCCAAAAAAGGCAAAGGAACCAAAGAUCCUGCAGAGAUGAUGAAAUUCAGCAAGAACCCCAUCCAAGAGUCCCUCAUAGAGUUCACAGACCCCAACAUGAAUAGAGCGGCAUCAGAAAUCUUCCUCGCUGUGAUGAAGUUCAUGGGAGACCAUCCCCUCAGAGGUCAAUCAGAACAGUUUGUUCUCUGCACCUUUCUGAAGUUGAUUGGAGAAUAUGGAUUAAUGAAGGAUGAGGCAUACUGUCAGGUCCUUAAACAGAUCACAGCCAACAGCAGUUCUAAACCUGACAGUUGUCAGAGGGGCUGGCGUUUGCUCUAUAUUCUCACUGCUUACUAUCGCUGCUCAGAGGUUCUCAAGCCCUACCUCCUCAAAUUCCUGCAGGAAGUGUGCAGAAAUGCAGGAGGCCUUUUUCAAGGCAUUGCCAAGGCCUGUGAGCAGAACAUUAAGAAGACCUUUCAAUUCGGUGGAAGAAGUGUGUAUCCCAGCAACAUGGAGCUCAAAGCCAUAAUGGCUGGCCGAAGCUCCAAACGGCAACUCUUCCUGUUCCCUGGAGGCAUCGAACGACAUUUGAAAAUCAAAACGUGCUCUGUGGCUCUGGAUGUGAUUGAAGAGUUGUGUUACGAGAUGGGUCUACACAAACUAGAGGCCAUGGAUGAGUAUACUAUUUUUAUCGUUACAAACAGAGGUCAGAAUGUCCGCCCACUGAAUAAGAGGGAGUACAUCCUGGAUAUUGCCACAGAGGCCGAGCAGACUGAUAGCAACUAUAGUUUCUGGUUCAGACGGGUCAUCUGGGCCCAGCCACUCAAGUUUGACAACGAGCUCUGUGUUACCAUGCACUUCAAUCAGAUUCUUCCGGACUACCUGAAGAGUUUGCUGAACGUGCUUCCUCAGGGGAAAAUCAGUGAACAGCAGUUUAAUCAGGUGGCCAAACUGGCUGCCCUGCAACACAGGACAAAAGACAGUCUCUAUGCACCCACCAUUCACGAGCUGACAGAGUACAUCCCAGCCCAGCUCUUUGGGAGGCAGGGGCCACAGCAGUGGAUGCAUUUGGUCACUCAGCAUACACAUGCAGUCCAGAGCCUCAGUCCCCACCAGGCUCGAUCUCAGUUCCUGGGUCUAGUGUGUGCCUUCCCCAUGUUUGGGUCCGCCUUUUUCUACAUCCAGAGCAGUAGUAAUAAUGCUAUAUCUGCUCCCUGUAUCUUGGCUGUUAAUCAAAAUGGACUUCACUUCCUUCACAAAGACACGCAUGAGCUGCUGGUCAAGUUUAAUCUGAAGCUGGUCCAGUCCACACACACUCAGCGGCCCAGCGCUGGUUCCAGUUACCCUUAUGUAGACAUCACACUGGGAGACCUGACCAACCACAGAGUCACACAGCUACAACUGGAGCAGGGUUUGGAACUGUGUCGAGUAAUUGCUAUGCACAUUGAGAAUCUGCUUUCAGUUCGAGAGAAGAGACUGACCUUGCCACCCAGCGAAAUCACUCUCCUCUAG
Molecule: messenger RNA, 13323 nt
Organism: Chanos chanos (milkfish)
Lineage: Eukaryota; Metazoa; Chordata; Actinopteri; Gonorynchiformes; Chanidae
Gene: myo15ab
Product: myosin XVAb
Exons: 67
Coding region: 1-13323 (4440 amino acids)
Biological process (GO): signal transduction
Cellular component (GO): myosin complex; cytoskeleton
Molecular function (GO): ATP binding; protein binding; cytoskeletal motor activity
Source: RefSeq, a predicted model, not a curated record